Zingiber officinale is the source of this 773-nucleotide messenger RNA. RefSeq names its product calmodulin-1. Lineage: Eukaryota; Viridiplantae; Streptophyta; Magnoliopsida; Zingiberales; Zingiberaceae. The transcript has 2 exons. Bases 105 to 554 code for a protein of 149 amino acids. The record is from RefSeq and is a predicted model, not a curated record. Gene Ontology annotation, molecular function: enzyme regulator activity; calcium ion binding.
AGAUUGUGAACCGUGGAAGAAGCGGUGGCAACCUCGCCGGAGAAAUCGCCCUCGCGUCCUCUCCUCUCUUCGUGUCUCCUUUUUAGACCGAUCGCGAAGCAGGCAUGGCGGAGCAGCUCACCGACGACCAGAUCGCGGAGUUCAAGGAGGCCUUCAGCUUGUUCGACAAGGACGGCGAUGGUUGCAUCACAACCAAGGAGCUUGGAACUGUGAUGCGUUCUUUAGGUCAGAAUCCUACAGAAGCUGAGCUGCAAGAUAUGAUCAAUGAAGUUGAUGCUGAUGGAAAUGGUACAAUUGACUUCCCUGAGUUUCUCAACUUGAUGGCUAGGAAGAUGAAGGAUACAGAUUCAGAAGAGGAGCUAAAGGAGGCCUUCAGAGUUUUUGACAAGGACCAGAAUGGCUUCAUCUCUGCAGCUGAACUUCGCCAUGUCAUGACCAACCUCGGAGAGAAACUGACGGAUGAGGAAGUUGAUGAGAUGAUUCGUGAGGCUGAUGUUGAUGGUGAUGGUCAGAUCAACUACGAGGAAUUUGUCAAAGUCAUGAUGGCCAAGUGAGGAUGAGCUUUAUAUGAUCUCGAAUUCCUUAGCUGCUAGUCGUCUCAAUAGUUUUGUCAAGCCAAGUAUGGAUGGAUUUAUUUUGCUUUUCUCUUAGGUGGUGGUUGUAUCGUACUACGUAUCUUUCAGUGUUUUUUGCUUUAUUAUGUCGAACAGACCAGUCUAUCCGUUGCAUUUGUGUUUCGCCUAUCUAUAUAUUGCCUUCCAUUUUAUUGUGCA